Messenger RNA from Chlamydomonas reinhardtii, 2491 nucleotides. RefSeq lists its product as uncharacterized. Bases 106 to 2154 code for a protein of 682 amino acids. Gene Ontology annotation, molecular function: nucleic acid binding; zinc ion binding. The transcript is spliced from 7 exons. Lineage: Eukaryota; Viridiplantae; Chlorophyta; Chlorophyceae; Chlamydomonadales; Chlamydomonadaceae. The record is from RefSeq and is a predicted model, not a curated record.
GUAACAUAACCAUACAUUUCACAUACAUCACCCUGGUCGCCGAUAACGGCAUGCGGCCCCGCCAAUAGCAUAUCGUUUGCGACGCACAACGCCUGAAAAGUAGAAAUGUCCACAGACAGCGACGAGGAUGGGCACCCCUUAGACGAGUAUUUGGCCAAUGCUGCAAGGCGAGCACGCCAAGCGCCCGGGUCAGCGGCGGCCGAUGAGGCCGAUAGCGAAGGCGCGCCGGCCAGCAACGGGGAUGACGACGGCGAGGACGUGGACCUUCCACUGACGGAGGGGGAGGAUGACGACACGGGCGGGGACGUCGCCGGGGGUGGUGGGAGCCAGUCGCUCUCCGAGGGUGGGGGCCACGACGGCAGCGGCUCGGGCGGCGAGGAGGAGGGCGAGGUCAGCGGCGACGCUGGCGACGAUGACGACGACAACGACGACAACGACGACGACGAUGAGCAGGGGCAGCGCGGUGCCGGUGGAAACCGUGGCGGCCGCGGCGAGGAGGUGGUGGAGAUAUCUGACGACGAUGACGACAACGGGGAGGACGCUCGUGACGCUCUGGCGUCAGGGUCUGGGGAGGGCUAUGACAGCGACGGCAGCGGGGCGGACGAGUCGGAGGAUGACCGUGCGGAGCCGCCGGGCACGGAGCGCGGCGCGGCGGGCGGGGGCGGAUCCGGCCGCACGUGCACAGACGACGGCAGUGACGACGAGGAUGGGGAUGGCGGCGAGGGGCAGGGCGGGGCUGGGGGCGCUGGCGAGCGCGCGGAAGCCGCCGAGGGGCGGCGGCGCGCGUCGCCGGCGGCGGCAGCGGCAGAUGCGGUGGCUGCGGCGGCGGCAUGCGGCGGCGGUCAAGCAGCAGCAGCACCAGCGGCAGCGGCGCCAGCCGCAUCAGCAGCAGCUGCAGCUGCGGCGCCGGCGGACAAGCCAGCCAAGACCGGCACCAAGCGGAAAGCUGAGGGCGACGCUGGGGCUGAUGGCGGCGGUGCGGCAGGGUCCGGCGGCGCGGCGCCGGCGGCCAAGCGGCAGGCGCUGGCGGCGCCGGGGGCGCGGCCGGUGGGUGUGGUGAUUGUGGACGACACCGCGGACAUAGUUCGGGACUUUGAGAUGACCAAGCUGUUGCGCAACCCGCGCUACUUCGACGACUACACAGAGGUGGCGCCCACCUACCGCUGCUUCAACUGCGGUCAGGCGGGCCACGCGGCGCGCGACUGUACCAACGCGGCGCGCGUCAAGCCCUGCUACCUGUGCGCGCAGUUCGGACACGACGGCCGCGACUGCCCCAACCGCCUGUGCUUCCGCUGCGGGCGGCCGGGGCACAAGGUGCGCGAGUGCCGCGUGAACCCGGCGGCGGCCGCGGAGGACAAGCCCUGCCGCCGCUGCGGCCGCCGCGACUGCGACGCCGCGGGCAAAGGCGACUACUUCAGGUACGAGGGCGGCUGCUCGCGGCCCUACCAGUCCACGGACCUGCGCCACGUGCGCUGCAUGAGCUGCGGCGAGCCGGGUCACCUGAGCUGCCAGCCCGUGCCCAAGGACGCGGUCACUCCCAGCUGCUACAACUGCGGGCGGCUGGGCCACUACGGCGAGUCCUGCCCCUCCGGCAGCCGCCCGCACCUGCUGGCGGAGCGCAAGGACGACGAGGAGCGCGCGGCGGCGGACCUGCUCGAGUACGAGAUGGAGAUGGAGAGGCAGUACGAGCAACAGCGCGCACAGCGGGAGACGCAGGGUCGCGGCGGGUACGGCGGAUACGGUGGUGGCGGCGGCGGGCGAUACAACGAGGCAUCCUACGACCGCGGCGGCGGCGGAGGGCGCUACCAGGGCGGCUAUGGAGGGGCCGGCGACGGUGGCGGCUACGGGGGAGGGGCCGGAGGCGGCUACGGGGGAGGAGGGUACGGCGGUGGAGGCUACGGUGGAAUGUUAGUCGGCGGGGGCUACGGCGGCGGCGGUUACGGUGGCGGCGGUUACGGUGGAGGAGGCGGUGGUGGAGGCUACGGAGGCGGCAGCCGCAGCGCGCAGGUGGAAUGGGGCUAUGAGGGCCGCUCGCAAGACCGGCAUGGGGGCGGCGGCGCGGGACGGCGGGCCUUCUCGCCUGACAGCUUCCCUCGCAACGGCGGCGGGAGAGACCGCGGCGACGACCGGCGGCCUAAGACGCCGCGCUGGUAGCGUGGAGGAGGCUUUUGGGGGGGGGGGGGGGUGACGCAGCGCGGGCAACUUUCGGGUAUGUGACGCUGUGUGUACAGACUUGGUGGCGAGGGGACGUCCCGUAGGAUUGAGGUAGUUAGGAAGAACCCGCUGCAGGCUGGCAGAGUUGAGCCAAGGUAGCAGACUUGCAUGGCGGAAAGAGGCCUGUGAUGGGCGGGAGGAGGCGGAUGAUGCCGCUGCGUGUGUGGCGUGGAGGCACGUCGCGGGGUCGAUGUGGUGCACGUCUGUCUCUGCACCUGCUACACUCAAAAUUGAAGCUUAUCGCUUGCAAGAACUCUGCAUGUAACAAUCAGCGAGU